AUGUGUCUUAAUGAAGCCGUUGAUAGUUCUGGAAAACUUGUCUUUAAACCUUGGGAUGAGCGGCUGGACAGAGAGAAGUUUGUGGACAGUGAUGUUGAUGAAGAACUGCUUUUCAAUAUACCUUUUACAGGUCAUAUCAAGUUAAAAGGGAUUAUUGUAAUUGGAGGAGGAGAAGGAAUGGAUCCUUCAAAAAUGAAAUUAUACAAAAACCGUCCAUCUAUGACAUUCGAUGAUGUUUCAACUGAACCAGAUCAAGAAUUUGACCUUAACCCAGAUCCAGAUGGUCAACUUGAGUAUCCAACAAAAGUUGCACGUUUUAAUCAAGUUGAGCAUCUCACAAUAUUUUUUUCAACUAAUUUUGGUGCUGAAAAUACCCGUAUUCACUACAUUGGGCUUCGAGGAGAAUUCACCGAGAUGAGACGACAUGGAGUUACAAUCUGCAAUUAUGAAGCCCAAGCUAAUCCUAUGGAUCACAAAAGUAAUCUUUUAAACAAGAUGGGUCAUGUAAUUCAGUAA
Messenger RNA from Acanthosepion pharaonis, 516 nucleotides. NCBI's taxonomy places the organism in Eukaryota, Metazoa, Mollusca, Cephalopoda, Sepiida, Sepiidae. The record is from the annotation of a GenBank genome assembly.